Messenger RNA from Vicugna pacos (alpaca), 3205 nucleotides. The record is from RefSeq and is a predicted model, not a curated record. NCBI's taxonomy places the organism in Eukaryota, Metazoa, Chordata, Mammalia, Artiodactyla, Camelidae.
AUGGAGGGAGGGGGUGGCAUCCUGGGACCUGGCUUGCCCCUGCCCUCCUCCUUCACUGGACUGAUGCCCAGAGGCCUCACUGCCCGGGAGGAAUCCGAUCCCACGGGCAGGGCAGGGCCGGGGCUGCGGGAGCCAACCGCUGGGAGUGGCUGCAAGGCGCCCCCACUCCUGGGCGCACAGCCCUCUAAGGGGAGCCACAUUAGCCCGAGCCCCUCAGCAGCUCUGGGACACCCGGUCAGGGGCCCUGCGGCAGAGGGGCUCACUGGCAGCUCCUGGUGGGGCAGGCAGGCUCCCUUGAGCCCUGCGGGUCUGUCACCCUGGCAGGAGCAGCAAGACUGCAGGUCAGCCUGCCCCUCCCGGCACCACAGGAACCACACCAGGGACUUUGCACAAGCCGAGCCACACCUUCCACGAGGAAUUUUCUCCCACCUCGCACUCCGUAGGCACACCCUGCAGACCCCAGCUCUGGAGGCCCCAGGGGCCCCUAGUCUGCUGCCCUGUGCUGAGCAGGUGCUGGGCAAUCGUGGCUGGACCCUGGGACCCCUGUGCCCUGUCGCCUUCACACUGGCCAGGAGGCCCCGGGUUACUCCUGGCUGGACGUGCGCCCACAUGCUUGCUCUCCCGCGAUGGCUGACCCUGAGCGUCCUCAGCAAGGCCCUGUGGCCCCAGCCUUGGGCAGCUGAGUGGGGCAGAGUCCGCACAAAGGUUAUCUGGGUCCCGCAGGAGGCUGGCGCAGGCUGCCUUCAGGGCCUCCCCGUAUCUCCACCAGGAAUGCACCAAGACCCCAGCCCCUGCCCACCUCCAGGGGGAGGAAUGUGGCAGCGGCUCCUGGGAGCUAGGAGCCUGGGAGGGGGGUGGUGAGGAGGCCUUGGCCUUCUGGAAUUCCGCAGGCCUGGCACCAGAUCCCUGCCUGCUCUCCCUCCCCCACCGCAGAGCCAGCGCCUGGUCCUCCUCUUCUCUGGCUGCCGGGGCACUGGGAUGACCAGCAUGAAGGGACGGACCUUCCAGGCCUGCGCGACAACGUCUCCUCCUCGGAGAGGCCUUCCCUGACCACCCGACCCACAGCCCCUUCAGAUGGGCCAUCGCCCUUCAAAGCUCUGGACCGACGCAGUCAGCAUUCUGGGCGGAUGUCUCCCUGCGGGGCUGGCUUGGGCACUGAGGGGCGCCAACCAGCACCCCUGGUCUCCACCCUCUAGUGGCCAGUAGCGCCCUCUUCUCCCCUGUCAUGACAGCCAGUGCUGCCAUGUGUCCUGAGGGAACCCACCUGGAUUCGACCCACUACCCCAGACCUUCCCGAGAUGAGAUGCUGAUUGGCUUAUUGCCCUGGCCAGGAGCUCCCUGGGGUCAGGCAUCAGGGGUCCUGCACACCUUGGGGCCUGAUGCCCACCGGGGCCCAGGAUGGCCUCUGGCCCCACACAGCCACCUGCCCGAGGUCAUAGCAAAUGGGGGGCAAUGGCAUCUCCUGGCUGGGCCCUGCCGUACAUCCCGGGGCCUCAGAGUCCCAGAGCGCCUGCAGAGCUGGGCGCUGGGGGGCGGGGGAGGAGCUGGGGGCCAGGUUGCACCGACAAGCCCGGGCCAGGCCCACCCCCGGGGGCGGGAAUUUGGAUUCCAAUCGCUUUCCAGGCCAGACCAACCUCUGCCUCUGGGCAGGUUUCUGCAGCUGCCUGGUGCGUGGAGGCUGCCCGAGAGCAGGCCCUGUCACCACCCAGCACCCGAGGUCCCUCCCUAGUUCCUCCCAGGCUCCACGCUGGCGUCCCCGGGCACAGAGAGGAGACGGGGGUUUCCGAACGUGUCCACGACUGAAAUCCCACCGUGAACCCUCCGAGGGGCUCAGCACGGGGUGGGGGCGCCUCUCCUCCCACACAGGGCCCCUCCUGCACUGUGUCUCCCUCUCUACCCAGAGCCCAGGGCUGGGCUCAGACCCCGCCCUGCGCCCCGACUCCCCUGGGAGCCACUUCCUCUCCCUUGGCAUCAGUUUCCCGCCCUGUAAAGGGACUUGUAACUGGACUGCCCCACGUUGCCAUGGGGCCUCCGUGGGGCCUGGGCCAGGCCGGGCCAGUGGUCAGGACACUCCCGAGGGGGCAGCAACCCUCAGGCCCAGCUCCCAGGCAGGAAGAGCGAGCCCGCUGAGGAAGAACCCGCUGGCAACUCUGUGGUUCCCUGCAUGCGGCCGCGUGGCGGCAGGCGCUGGGGUGCCCGGUCCUGCGUGGGUCGGUGGCUCGCUGAUUCACACCUGCCGCCUGCUCCUCCACGGGCAGGAAGAGCGGGUCCAAGGGCGACUCCUGGACAGACAGGCCGGCAGACCAGCGAGAACAGAGCAGAGGGGAGGCGGGGAGGGCGGCCUUCCCCUGCUGGGGCCUGGACCUGGGUCUGGCCCCGGGUGCAGACAAGAUGCAGCCUUUGCUCAGGCCCCUGGCUGCCCUCCACCUGAUGGGCCCUCACCACAUCCAGGGGGACUGGGAACAGCUUCAACUUCCUGAUGCAGAAACAGAGGUGCAGACAGGAGGGGGCCUGGGCCGGGGGUCGGCCCUGGAAACCGGGCCUGUCCCGCCCCGAGGCCUGUACCUCCACGGACUGUGUGGCCCUGCCUGGACAUGGAGGGGCCUGGGUCGGAGGUCAGCCUGGGGACCGGCCCUAGCGUGUGCUGCUAGCGGGCCUGGCCCGGGGUGACGGGGCCCUGCUGCCUGUGCCCUACAGCUUCUGCCUUUGAACCUGAAGCUCCACCCGGUUCGGCUGAAUGUCCUGGCCUCUGGCCAGCGUGGUGAGCCCUCACUGUGUGCACUGGGACGGGACAGCUGGACGCUGUGUGCCUGGGGCGGAAGUGCCUCCUUUCCUGCCACUUGGCUCAGUCCUUGCCGCCAGGCCCCACGGGAGGGGUGGGGCCGGGAGACGGAAAGCUCUUGGGUGCGUCCAGCCCCACAGUCCUCUCUGCUGGGUGCCAGCUGGCCGUCCACCUGGACUUGGGGCACAGGCCAGGCCUGGAGUGCCUUCACCUGGAACCGGGGCCGGGGCCCACAAGAGCCUCCCGGGAGCCAGGUGGGGAAGGGGCCGCCCUGCCCGCCAGGGUGAGUGCGGAUGGAAAACCCUGCAGGUGAAACUCUACGGUUUGCGCUCCUUGUUGCGUGUCGGUUAUACCUCAGUGAAAAAAUCUAGUACAGGAAAACAAAUAAAAUUAAGUGACAAAAUAAAGUAAAAUAGAACAGGA